AUGAUGUGGCUGAGGCAGUGAAAACUCUGAGAGAAAGUGGCAUUUGUAUUAUGGUCUUGGGCCUAGGAAAUGUCCAUAAGGAACGGCUCCUGCCGAUAACGGGAAAUUCUGAAAAAAUUAUUACUUUUCAAGACUUUGAUAAAUUAAAGAAUGUGGAUGUGAAGAAAAGAAUGGUCCGUGAAAUCUGCCAGAGUUGUGGCAAAACCAACUGCUUUCUGGACAUUGUGGUCGGCUUCGACAUUUCCACUCACCGGCAGGGGCAGCUGUUGUUUCACGGCCACCCCCGGCUGGAAUCAUAUCUCCCAGGCAUCUUAGAGGACAUCACCUCCAUCAGGGGCGUGAGUUGUGGGGCAGGAGCAGAGGUGCAGGUGAGCGUGGCCUUCAAAGUGAACAGUGACCAGAAUUUCCCCACCAAGUUCCACAUCUACAAGAAAACAGUAUUUGACAGGCUACUGAAACUCACCGUCAAUGGAUCAACUCACCUGAAUGCACAGUUCCUGCAGUCCAUGUGGGCCACGUUUAAGGACACAUCUGCAUCCCGAGGACAGGUGCUACUCAUCUUUUCAGAUGGCCUUGGGGGUGAAAGCGAAGUAAUGCUUGAAGAUCAGUCGGACAGGCUCAGAAAAGCAGGGCUUGAUGCUCUGCUGGUGGUGUCCUUAAAUGCACCCAUUCAUAAUGAGUUUUCCAGCUUUGAAUUUGGAAAAGGAUUUGACUACAGGACUCCAUUGACCAUUGGGACCAGAGAACUGGGCAAAAUGCUAUCACAGUAUCUGGGUAACAUUGCAGAAAGGACUUGCUGCUGUACAUUUUGCAAGUGUUCAGGGACUCCAGGCGCUCCAGGGAUCCGAGGACCACAAGCAUUGAAGGGUUUUCAAGGUCUGAAAGGCAGCAGAGGGCACAGGGGAGAGGAUGGAGACCCUGGCAUACGAGGAGACACUGGACCCCAAGGAAGUAGAGGGAUCAUAGGAUGUCCAGGGGAGCGAGGACUGAAGGGAGCCAAAGGAUUUUCUGGAUAUAAGGGAGAACAUGGAGAUGAUGGGAUUGAUGGACUCAAUGGGGAAGAGGGCUUUCAUGGGUUUCCUGGAAAAAAAGGAGAAAAAGGUGAUCAAGGAUCCCAGGGCAGCCCAGGUUCCAGAGGCCCCCCUGGGGGAUAUGGGGAGAAGGGCUUUCCAGGAGAUCCUGGUAAUCCAGGACAAAACAAUAACAUCAAAGGACAAAAGGGCUCCAAAGGAGAACAAGGAAGACAAGGUAAAACUGGCCAGAAAGGAACACAAGGCAGUCCUAGUCCCAAAGGAAGCAGGGGAAGAGAAGGCCAGAGGGGGGUCCAGGGGCCCUCGGGAGAACCAGGGAACCCUGGACCUGAAGGUGCACCAGGAACCGAAGGAUUCAUAGGGCUCCAGGGGCUACAUGGACUUCCUGGCAGAAAAGGAGAGAAAGGAAGAGAGGGGCACAAAGGACCUCAGGGUGCUCCUGGGCCAGCAGGAGAUAAAGGGAGUGUUGGAAGGCCUGGCCUUUUGGGGAAAAAGGGAGAGUCUGGAAUUCCUGGAGACCCAGGGCCAGUGGGUCCAACUGGACAGAGAGGAAAGCAGGGUGAUUAUGGCAUCCCAGGCUAUGGUCGUGUGGGAAAAAAAGGAGUAAAGGGCCCAAGAGGAUUCCCUGGAGAUAUGGGGCAAAAGGGAGAUGUUGGUGAUCCUGGAAUUCCUGGGGGGCCUGGACCCAAAGGAUUUAGAGGAUUAACAGUCACUGUAGGCUUGAAAGGUGAAGAAGGCUCUAAAGGACCCCAAGGCCCUCCUGGACGGAGAGGCCCUAAAGGCAUGGCAGGGCAGCCAAUAUAUUCCCAAUGUGACCUAAUCCAGUUCAUGCGGAACCAUAGUCCUUGUUGGGAAGAAAAGUGUCCAGUGUAUCCAACGGAGCUAGUAUUUGCUCUGGACCAGUCCUACGAUAUCACAGAGCAGAGAUUUAAUGAAACGAGGGACAUCAUCACUUCUAUUGUCAAUGACCUUCACAUCUGGGAAAAUAACUGCCCUGUGGGAGCAAGAGUUGUCGUGGUUUCCUACAACUCAGGCACCAGCUACCUCAUCCGUGGGUCCGACUACCGUAGCAAGAAGCAGCUCCUUCAGCUUCUUUCCCAAAUAAAAUAUCAGAACUCCGGAGAAGUCCGAGAUAUGGGUAAUGCGAUGAGGUUUGUGGCCCGGAAUAUCUUCAAGCGGACAUUUUCAGGACCCAAUGUGCAGAGAGUUGCUGUGUUUUUUAGCAAUGGACAAGCUACCAGUAGUUCGUCCAUCAUCACAGCCACCAUGGAGUUUAGUGCCCUGGACAUCAGUCCUGCAGUCUUUGCUUUUAAUGAAAGAGUUUUCCUUGAUGAGGCUUUUGGGUUUGACAACACUGGGACAUUUCAAGUGCUUCCUGUUCCUCUAAAUGGAGAAUAUGAACCGUUAGAAAAACUUCGGCGCUGUACCCUUUGCUAUGAUAAAUGUUUUCCAAAUGCCUGCAGCAAAAAGAUUUCCUUACCUGAAGAUACAUAUAUGGAUGUAGCCUUUCUCUUAGAUAAUUCUCGGAAUAUAGCAAGUGAUGAGUUUAAGAAUGUGAAAGCCUUGGUGAGCUCAAUGCUUGAUAACUUUGACAUUGCUUCAUACCCUUUAAUCUCCGACUCUGGUGAUAGGAUUGCUUUGUUGAGCUAUUCUCCUUGGGAUAGGAGAAAGAAGGAUGCAAUAAAAACAGAGUUUGAGUUUACAACUUAUGACAAUCAAGUUCUAAUGAAGAACCACAUUCAGAAUGACCUCCAACAGCUAAAUGGAGAAGCCACCAUUGGCCAUGCCCUACUGUGGACCAUGGAGAAUCUCUUCCCAGGAACACCCAACCUGAGAAAACACAGGGUCAUCUUUGUGGUCUCUGCUGGAGAAAACCAUGAGAGAAAGGAAUUCUUAAAGAAGAUGGCUCUGAGGGCCAAGUGUCAAGGCUAUGUCAUAUUUGUGAUUUCCCUGGGCUCUACACAAGAGGGGGACAUGGAGGAACUAGCCAGCUAUCCACUUGAUCACCAUCUGAUACAGCUUGGGAGAAUUCAUAAACCAAAUCUGGAUUAUAUUGUGAAGUUUUUAAAGCCAUUUGUAUACUCAGUUAGACGAGGAUUCAAUCAGUACCCACCACCAAUGCUUGAGAAUGCCUGCAGACUCAUUGAUUCAGAAGAGGAUAAUCAAAAUACUGGUCUCCUAUUUACCUCUGAGGCACAUGAGAUUUCUUCAGGAGAAGACAGCUUCUUAGGCCAGGAAUUAAGUGCUGCAAAAGAUUCACCUUUUGUGAUGGAGGACAGUGGAAGUGACCAUAUGAUUUAUACUCCAAGUCAAAAGAUUGUGCCACAGAAAUUAAUGACUAAAUAUGAAAAAUAUCAGGAUUCUGAAGUUAUUGCAAGUCUCACUUCUGAACAUGAGACUGGUGGCAGAAGAGAAGAACCAGGUCUUACUUCUGAACUUAGAGAUGCUUCUCUUCAAGAAUAUUACAUGGAUGUGGCUUUUCUCAUAGAUGCUUCUCGAAAAGUAGGAAAUGAUGAGUUUAAGGAAGUGAAAGCUUUUAUAUCCUCAGUGCUUGAUUACUUUCACCUGGCCCCAGAUCCACUAACCUCCACCUUGGGAGACAGAGUGGCUAUCCUGACCUACUCUCCUCCAGGCUAUAUGCCCAACACAGAAGAAUGUCCUGUCUACCUGGAAUUUGAUUUGGUUACUUAUAACAGUAUGCAGCAAAUGAAACAUCAUCUCCAAGACUCUCUUCAGCAGCUCAAUGGAGAUGUUUUCAUUGGCCAUGCUCUACAGUGGACAAUUGACAAUGUUUUUAUAGGAACCCCCAACCUGAGGAAAAACAAAGUUAUCUUUGUUAUAUCUGCUGGUGAAACCAAUCCUUUAGACAAGGAAGUCUUAAGAAAUGUAUCUCUGAGAGCCAAGUGUCAAGGAUACUCCAUAUUUGUGUUUUCCUUUGGUCCUCUACACAAUGACAAGGAAUUAGAACAAUUAGCCAGCCAACCACUGGACCAUCACUUAGUCCAGCUUGGCCGAACCCACAAGCCAGAUUUGAACUAUAUCAUCAAAUUUGUCAAGCCAUUUGUUCAUUCAGUCAGACGUGCCAUCAACAAAUAUCCCCCUGCAGAUCUGAGACCCAAGUGUGUUAACAUCACCUCUCCCAACCCAGAGAAUGAUGACACAGAAAACACUGUAUUCCUUCUUCCUGAGGUAUAUGAAAUAGAGACGGAGAACAGCGAGCCAUGGGGUGGAUUCGGUUCCCAGCAGCAGCAUUUAUUUGAAUUAGGGGACAGUCAUGGUAAUGGUUCUGGGAUCAUUGAUGAUUUGAUCCAGAAGUUAAGAACGAUCUUUUCAACUGGGGAACUGAUGAUGAAAGACGAGGAAGAGGCACAUUCAGAAGAAAUUACAGCUGCAGAAAAUGACAGACAAUAAGACAAGAAAGAUGGUGUGGACACAAGAAGUUCAUAGCAGAAAAGAACAUAGCUCCAUGGAUGUCUAAUUCCAUGUGGGUCUAACCAGGAAGUAUAAAUCAUGUAUUAGGGGUGGAGUGGUAAGUGGCAGGAAUUUUUCAUGAAAACAGUUAGCUAAUAAUAUGCCAAAUGUGUUCUGUUUCAAAUCUGAGGGAAAGACUUUUCUGAGUGAAGACAUCAAUGAGCAGACCCAAGAAACUAGGAAAGAUUUCAUUUCUCCUGAGAAUUGGGACAACUGACCUUGAAGAAUUAACUGACUCUUUUCUUUGACAACUCUGUAUGAGGCAUCAACUGUGAUGAUGUACCUGCCUAAAAAAUAUUUUUUGUCAUUAUUUUCAUCAUAUCUCAAACUGGACUCAAGUAAAAGCACUUAGAACUGGAAUUUCCUAAGAAUGUCUUCUGUCUGUUUAGAGAAAUAGAAACCCAUGCCCAUGUCUUCAUUUCUGGUAUGACCCUAAUGUUGCAUUUAGCACUGUAAAACCCAUCUGUCCAGCUGCUACCAAUAUAGUCAAUGCAUGUUCUUUUCAGGACAUUUACGAAAGAAUAGAAUUUGUAAGAAAGAAAAAAGUAAGUUGAAGCUAAUUUUAUAAACUUCUGUUUUAUGCUAUGAUCAUGUUUAUGUUUUAGAAUGCUUUGUUCUGGGCAUACUUGAUUUUUGCUAAAAACAAGGCAAAAUAAAACACUAUGGAAAAGCA
Phacochoerus africanus (Common warthog) is the source of this 5175-nucleotide messenger RNA. RefSeq names its product collagen type VI alpha 5 chain (gene COL6A5). Gene Ontology annotation, molecular function: extracellular matrix structural constituent conferring tensile strength. Bases 51 to 4442 code for a protein of 1463 amino acids. NCBI's taxonomy places the organism in Eukaryota, Metazoa, Chordata, Mammalia, Artiodactyla, Suidae. Gene Ontology annotation, biological process: extracellular matrix organization. The record is from RefSeq and is a predicted model, not a curated record. The transcript is spliced from 34 exons.